Molecule: messenger RNA, 1136 nt
Organism: Anas platyrhynchos (mallard)
Lineage: Eukaryota; Metazoa; Chordata; Aves; Anseriformes; Anatidae
Gene: METTL23
Product: methyltransferase 23, arginine
Cellular component (GO): cytoplasm; nucleus
Source: RefSeq, a predicted model, not a curated record
CGGCGGGCGGGAGGGGAGAGGAGAGGAGGUGGCCUGGCGGGGCGCGCCCGAGCGGGGAGGGCCGCCCGCCGCCCCGCUUCCCCUCGCCUCCCCCUCAGCCUCCCGGGGCCAGCCGGCCGCUCGGUGGGACCGUACGGGCUGAGGCCACACUGCGGCCUAGCGCCGGGCUUCGCGGAGGCGAAGCCAUCCCGGCGGCGCUCCGCGUGAGGCAACGACCUGGCAAGGCUCUCAUUGGCCAGCGGCUCCCGCUGCCGUGACGUGGCGGCUGCCGAUUGGGCGAGGCCAUGGCGGAGCCGCGGCGGUUCCGGUUCGCGGAGGAGGGGGGCGGGCGGCGGGAGGCGCUGACGCUGCGCGUGCCCGAGGUUCCCGACCGCCGCUACGGCCUCUACGUCUGGCCCUGCGCCGCCGUGCUGGCACAGUUCGUCUGGUCCCGGCGGGGAGCGCUGCCCGGCCGCAGGGUGCUGGAGCUCGGAGCAGGCGUGAGCCUCCCCGGAAUAGUGGCUGCCAAGUGCGGGGCCGAGGUGCUGCUGUCGGACAGCGAGGAGCUGCCCCAGUGCCUGGAGAACUGCCGGCGGAGCUGCCUGAUGAACGCCCUGCCCCACGUACCCGUCCUUGGCAUCACCUGGGGGAGGAUGUCUCCCCAGCUGCUCUCUCUGCCUCCCGUAGAUGUUAUUUUAGGGUCUGAUGUCUUUUUUGACCCAAAAGACUUCGAAGAUAUUUUAACUACAGUUUACUUCUUGCUGGAAAAGAAUCCACAAGCUCAGUUCUGGACUACUUACCAAGUCCGAAGUGCUGACUGGUCUAUUGAGGCUUUGCUCUACAAGUGGAAGCUGAAGAACACCCCCGUUCCGUUACAUUCCUUCGGUGCAGACAAAGAGCACCUGGCCGGCUCUUCUCUACCAGGCAGACAUACAAUUGAAAUGAUGAUCAUCUCACUGGCAAGAUCAGAUGGUACUUAAGUUUAUUCCACUUGUUGGUUCCAAUACAAGAUGAUAUUUAACUUUUACUUUAGCAUGGAUCUGCAGAGAACAGUCUGAUUUACAGCAAACCUCAUGCGUAUUUUUUUGGGAAGCAGACCCCCCCCUUAGCAGUACUUAAAACAUGCAUUGUAAAAAUAAAGCUGUUCAUUUGUUUAA